Haliotis rubra (blacklip abalone) is the source of this 2334-nucleotide messenger RNA. Its product is annotated as vacuolar protein sorting-associated protein 13D-like. Bases 64 to 2334 code for a protein of 756 amino acids. NCBI's taxonomy places the organism in Eukaryota, Metazoa, Mollusca, Gastropoda, Lepetellida, Haliotidae. The record is from RefSeq and is a predicted model, not a curated record. The transcript has 6 exons.
AGAAUUCAAGGACUACAUGUCUGACUUGCCUCCUCUAUAGGCAAGGCUGCAACAGAAGUAGCUAUGGGUCUGGUCGGAGGUCGAGUUGACCGCGAAGGACAUGACCUCAGCACCAGCACUUUCAACAGAGAUGUGUCUCUGGGGGAUUUAACAGACACUGUAUUGUUAGACAACACGUUUGGAUCUGUUACUGAUCUGUCCAGUCAGAGAGAUUCUUGUAUGAAGUUUACAGCUCGAAUGGAAACUCCAAUCAUAGCCCUUCCACGAACCCCUACAAGUUACCAGGUCCUUCUAGCUCACCUCGGUGAGAUAACCGUGUCCAACUCUAGUCUCACCGAGUCCAGCACAGCAUCAACGCUACAUGACUCUAUGGACCACAGUGAAGAGGUACAUAUAUCUUUGAGGAACAUGAAUCUGUAUUCUCUUGAUCUGGAGAAGUACAAUACUCAAGUAGGGCAGAGCAUAUCGGCAACGCUAAUGGGAAAGUCCUACUACAGUCUAUCGUACGAACUUGGUGUGCCCAUUUUGUAUGACACAGCAGUUGAUUUAGUGAUUGCCAAAGAAACAACUGAAGUGCCAAUAAUCAACCCUGAGGUUACAAACAAUGACUUCCCACCUAGGACUCCUAAAAAAUCUGUGCAGCCAGCUCAGAUAAGCAAUGUGUUAAAUGUAAGUGCCAAAAUCUCUCCGGCGGUGAAGUUGGUGUUGUCAAAGGAGGUGUACGAGCAGAUACUGCAGACUCUGGACAACCUGACGUACAGCGAGGACGACUAUGCUCCUGAUGCAUCUGAUGAUUCCACAUACUCUGGAAGACCUGCUGCUGGUGCUGCUGCUUGUGAAGGACAAUCUGAAUCUCAUGCAAACUUGGCUAUGCAAGAGUCAUCUUUACAGGAGGGAUUUCUUGCAAAACAUUUCCAUUUUGAAGUCCCUCUGUUUGAAGUUGAACUUAAGGGGAAUUUCGGGGAGGGGGAGCAAGGAUUAGUUGAUCUCAAGCUGACUGACUUUUCUAUGAAUUAUGCCAAAGAUAAUAAAGUUGUGACAGAAAUGCAGCUCCGACUGAGAUCCCUGUCAAUGGAUGAUUUGUUAGAAUCCGAGAAAUCAGCUCAUAGACAAAUCAUGGUUUCUCGCAGCUCCCAUAAAGAACCUGAUGUGGAGGAUGCCAAACCAAAAACAUUCCUGUCGACAUCUUGUCCUGAUAGUACUAUCAUUGCCCCAGUGCCCCUCAUGCCAGCAUCUCUGCCAUCCAGUUUCCACGAGAAGAUCCCAAAACCCACAUCACAGAAACAAGCCACAGCAUUCUAUGUUGACUUCAUCCAGAAACAGAGAACGAGGGGGAAGGACAGGGAGAUGUUCCCCCAGACCCCGCCUCCGUCCCCCACCCUCAAUGACAUCCUCAACCCCGAGGAACUGCCAAUAGAGGAUCUUGUCCACAUUGAUGUGGUGCUCGUUGACAAGAAGUCCCCAGACUAUACAACAAAAUAUGACAAGACAAACCGCUUCAUUGAUGUCAACUUCAGCUGCCUGGAGAUGACUUUCAACCUGCAGACAUGGGUGGUCCUCCUCGACUUCCUGGGGAUGGGGGCCAAGGUCCAUGACACCGAGUCCGACACUUCCUUCCUUGACCCCACAUCAGAAGGGGACAGCACCCUCAACACACCUGAGACAGAGGAGGUGGUUAAUCAGGAGAUCAACUUCGCCGUGGAGAGCUUCACCCUGAUCCUCAACAAACCGGAGUAUGAGCUGGCGCAAGUGUCCAUGACCAACCUCCACUCCCACAUCAGCAAGCGGGACUUCAACAUGUCUUGUCGGGGUCAGCUGGGUAGCCUGUCUCUCUCUGACCACUCACCCCAUGGGGAGCUCUACCAGCAGAGGUUCAUCACCCUGGGCAGACAGGCGCUGGAGUUUGAUUUCUUCAAGUAUGUAGCUUCUUUGAUACCUGUCCAACAGAUGUCGUCUGUGAAAUCCUUGAUAGCCAGUGCGAUGUCUGGGCUCCACCAGGAGCUCAGCAACCUGCCUGUCAUCAGGGUUGGAUUGGAUACAUCUGUGGGGUUGGAUCGCGCCCUAACCGACAGGAGCCUAGGCUUUCGAGGUCUGGGGGAUGAGAGCCUGGCCUCUGGUUCCUCCUCGGGCACUCUGAUCCGAGCCGGCUCGCGGGCAUUGACAGCUGUACGGGAGGUCGCAGAGGCAGUAGGCACCCUCAAGGAUUCGACGCCCUUGUUGGAGCAAUCCUCCAAUUCUCGAGCUGUCCCGCAGGGGACCAAGCGCAAACAGUCCACACACUGCUUACCGUUGGGAUCCACUGCCUUCUGCCCAGCGUCCCUGUCCCUGUCCUAG